AUGUAUUCUCUCCUUCCACUCCUUUUGGCUAUUGUGCCAGUGUGGAGUUUCAGCUUGAACACCCCCACCGAGUACUGGAACUACACCACCGCCAGCCUGUCCAGCACCACCUCGCAAGAAUGCAAGGACGCCUACAGCGCGCACAUCGACUGCGACGACUUUCUGCUUGCCCUGGCCGUGUCCAAGGAAGACCGCUGGUGGCUGCCGCCCGACUACGAGUCGGCCACGUUUGACCGCACCUGCACGGCCACCUGCCAGGCAUCUCUGUCGGCGUAUGUGGCGAACGUCGAGAAUACCUGCAACAAAGCCAGCGACGCAGCAUUAAAGACGAAGGACACGGGAGACCUCGGGGUAAAGGUGUUUGUGCCAGUUGUGACGCUGGGACAUAUUCUGCAAUAUGCCCUGAUGAGAUCCUGCACCAAGGAUGACGACGGAUCAUACUGCUAUAUCGGGCAGAGCAGCUCUUACUAUGACGACGGCGACUGCGACUGGACCUGCGCGCUGGCCUAUUUCUGGGUUGGUCACGAAUAUCCGUAUCAUGGCUACCAGUUCGGUUUUCAUAUGAAGGGCAUGGACGAGGAGGGCAAUCGCGUCGAGCUGAUUUCUAGCAGCGUGCUCUUUGACGAUUGGCAGGAUUCGUCGUACGGUUGGGCGACGGUCGAGAAGUGCGGAUGGACCAAGAAUGAUACAGUUCCAUUGUUCAGUACGGGCAUGUCGAAGGAGGUAGUUGAGAAACAGUCGACAACCAACUCGACUGCGAAUUCGACGGCGACCUCGACUGCGACGAUGGCUGCCGGUUCAAGUACGGUGACCAGUGCUGGACUCCACGCCGUCACCAGUGCCUCUCGAACGGGGUCAAUCCGGAUGCAUUUCGAGACAUGGAUGACAGUGUUGGUUCUUGCUAGUGGGAUAAUGGUCCUUUAA
This is a messenger RNA of Aspergillus viridinutans, 924 nucleotides long. RefSeq lists its product as uncharacterized. Lineage: Eukaryota; Fungi; Ascomycota; Eurotiomycetes; Eurotiales; Aspergillaceae. The transcript is spliced from 2 exons. Bases 1 to 924 code for a protein of 307 amino acids. The record is from RefSeq and is a predicted model, not a curated record.